Cydia pomonella (codling moth) is the source of this 6962-nucleotide messenger RNA. RefSeq names its product histone-lysine N-methyltransferase, H3 lysine-79 specific (gene gpp). The transcript is spliced from 17 exons. The record is from RefSeq and is a predicted model, not a curated record. Gene Ontology annotation, molecular function: histone H3K79 methyltransferase activity. Gene Ontology annotation, cellular component: nucleus. Gene Ontology annotation, biological process: DNA damage checkpoint signaling; regulation of transcription regulatory region DNA binding; DNA repair. The coding region runs from base 127 to 3813 and encodes 1228 amino acids. Lineage: Eukaryota; Metazoa; Arthropoda; Insecta; Lepidoptera; Tortricidae.
CCGGUUGUGCGGAGUGUGUAUGUGUGUGAAAGUGCAGUGAAAUUAUGUUAAAAUAUCAAGUGUUUUUAGUGAUAAAUUUAGUGUUUAAGUGAAAAGUGUGUGCAUUCAUGCAGCGGUUUUCCCAUAAUGGCUUUGGAUUUACGCCUGCACUCUCCUGCAGGCGCAGAACCUGUUGUUUAUACAUGGCCCCUCACUUCAGGUCAUGGUUCGGACAAACACGAUGGGGCUCUGGAAAUAGUAGAUACAAUAAGGUGGGUAUGCGACGACGUGCCGGACAUGAAGGCCGCCCUCGAGAACAACAUCCUGAGCGACUACGACACCCACUCGUACGAGAGCAUGCGAGCUCUCUGCGACCGCUACAACCGCGCCAUCGACUCUGUCGUCGCAUUGGAGAAGGGGACAUCACUGCCAGUACAGCGUUUAAACAAGUAUCCAUCUCGAGGGCUGCUAAAACACAUACUCCAGCAGACGUAUAACCAAGCCGUCGCAGACCCGGACAAGUUAAAUCAAUACGAGCCCUUCUCACCGGAGGUAUACGGUGAGACGUCAUACGAGCUGAUAGCUCAGAUGAUCGAUCAGAUCGACAUCACAUCGGAGGAUGUGUUCGUGGAUCUGGGCUCGGGUGUGGGGCAGGUCGUGCUGCAGAUGGCGGCCGCGACCCCCUGCCGGAUCUGCUUCGGUGUUGAGAAGGCGGAGGUGCCGAGUAAAUACGCGGAGUGUAUGGAUUCAAACUUCAAAAUGUGGAUGAAGUGGUAUGGCAAGAAGUAUGGAGAGUAUAAAUUAAUAAAGGGCGACUUUCUGAUGGACGAGCACAGAGAAAAGAUAAACGCCGCGACGAUAGUGUUCGUGAACAACUUCGCCUUCGGGCCCCACGUGGACCAUCAGCUCAAGGAGAGAUUCGCGGACUUGAAGGACGGAGCCAAGAUCGUGUCGUCCAAAAGCUUUUGCCCACUCAACUUUAGGAUAACGGACAGAAACCUCAGCGACAUCGGCACGAUCAUGCACGUCAGCGUCAUGUCGCCGCUGAAGGGCUCCGUGUCGUGGACGGGGAAGCCAGUCUCUUACUAUUUACACAUUAUAGAUAGGACCAAAUUGGAGAGAUAUUUUCAAAGACUGAAAAAUCCGAAACUCAAGGUCAGCAAAAGGGGCGCGGCCGAGGAGGAGGGCAAGCGCAACCUGAGCGCGCCGCCGACGCGGCAGCCGACGCCCGACCUGCUCAACGGCAACAGCAACCACAGCUCCGCCUCGCUGCCCGAGCGCCGCCGCAAGGUCACCCGGCCCCGCGCAGUCAGGGGCGAGGCGGGGCGGACGCGCGCGCGCGCGGCGGCGGCCAAGCGGCGCGUGGCGGCGCGGCGCUCGAGCGACGACAGCGACGACGACUCGUCCGCCACCGACGACGCGCCCGGCCCCGAGCCCGCGCCGCGCGAGUGGGGCGCGCCCUGGGCCUCCAGCUCCGACUCCAACCGCAGCCGGCGCGGCGCGAGCAAGCGCAGCGCGUCGCUGGGCGGCGCGCGGCGGCGGGCGGCGCGCAGCAGCAAGCGGCGCCGCGCCGCGCCGCAGGCCAUCGCCGGCCUCGACCUGCUGCACGACACCACCCUCGCCUCCACCGAGCGCAGCGGCGCGGAAACGGCACCGCCGCCAGGCUGCGUCGGCCAGCGCCUGUCGGCCCUGGGCGGGCUGCAGUCGGCCGAGCGCCUGCACUCGGAGCUGGACAUCCCGCGCUCGCCGCACACGCCCUACAGCUUGCAGCUGCUGCUCGACAUGUUCCGCGACCAGUACCUCGCCUUCAUACAGCGCAUGAACUCGCCCGAGUUCGCCCACGAGAUCCGGCACCAGAUCGACAAGGAGAAGGAGCGUAACCAAAGGCUAAAAUCGCGCGCGUCGCAACUCGACAAACAGAUCAACGUGCUAAUAAGCGACAGCGUGGCGCUGCUGAAGGCGCGCAUGACGGAGCUCGGCAUCCACGCCAACAACACCGUGGACCUGCUGGCCAAGGCCAAGGAGAUCGUCGGCCGCCACAAGGAGCUGCAGAGCAAGGCCAGCAAGCUGCAACACCAGGUGAACAAUAUAGAGGCGGAACAGGCUAUGCUCGUUAAACAACGGACUUUUGAAAUAACAGAAAAGUAUCGCCAAUUAGGCCACAUACCACCUGAUAUCGAGAUCACCCAAAACAUAGCGCACGACUGCAUACUCAGAGAGAUAACGGCCACGCUAGCUCACCGGAAGAGGUUGCAAGCUCAAGUCGGACAUUUACAAGGAGAAAUAAUCCAAAUGGAAAGAGCGAGCGAGCAUCAGAAGGUGAACGCGCCGUCCGUUCCCGUUGCUACUGUGAAGCCCCACACGGUGAACUCGAAGCCCCGCAAGUCCCGAGAGCACCGCUCGCGCUCGCAGGAGUGGCCCGACGUGCCCGACAUGGGCAAGAUAGAGGAGCAAAACCCGGAGCUGCUGGCGCAGAAGAUACUGGAAACCGGACGGCAGAUCGAGGCGGGCAAGAAGACGCCGAACGUGGUCGUGAACGGAUACCUGCGCGAGGAGCGCGGCGGCGGCGGCGGCGGGGGCGUGUCCCCGCGCGCGCGGCCGCUGCACCGCGCGCCGCCGCAGCCGCCGCGCCCCGCGCGCCCGCGCUCGCCCGCCAAGCCCGGCAAGCCGCUCAACGUCGUCGGCAAGGUGCAGGAGUCCCCCAAGGUCAUCAACUUCGAAGACCGCCUCAAGAGCAUUAUCACCUCCGUGCUCAAUGAGGAUCAGGAGCAACGUAAAGCGUCACGGCAGCCGCCGACUCCAAAUCAUGCGUAUAGUAACGGCUACGUGCGGCAGCCGGCGCAGCAGCCGCACCCGCAGCACGGGCAGCACGCGCAGCACGGGCAGCACGCGCAGCACUCCCCGCACGGGUACCCGCGCGCGGCCGCGGCGGCGCCCGGCUUCCCGCGCUCGCGCGACUACCGCCGCGAGCGCUACUCGCACGCGCACUACGAGCGCCGCGCGCACCCGGAGCGCGACCUGCGCCACCAGCCCGACUACACGCAGGUAUCGCCAGCGAAGCUAGCAUUGCGGCGUCAUCUGUCGCAGGAGCGCCUGGCCGCGCCGGCGCCGGCGCGCACCAUCGGCGACCUGGUCAACGGCGAGAUCGAGCGCACGCUCGAGAUCUCCAACCAGAGCAUCAUCAACGCCGCCGUGCACAUGUCCGCGCGCUACCAGGACCCGCCGCACCAGCCGCACCAGCCGCUCGAAGGUCUAGCGGCGUGCCUGCAAGCGCGCGUGCUGGCGUCGGAGUACUGGCGCGGGCGCGGCGGCGGCGGCGGCGGUGGAGGCGGCGGCGGUGGCGGCGGCGGUGGCGGCGGCGGUCCCGGCGGCGGCGGCGGCCCCGGCCCCGGCGGCGCGCCCGACGACGAGCGCCGCCGCUCGCCGCCGCCCGACCCGCACUCCAACACCUCCACGCCGCUCGUCGACGAGCUGCCCGACGCGGCGAGGCCCAACGAAGGCGAAGGCGGCGAGGAGGUCGAGGAGAGCAAGUGGCAGGACCGGAUAGACUUUCGCUUCGACCAGAUAAUAUCGUUCGCGUCCACCGCGAUCGAGGACAAGCGGCGGCGGUCGGACGAGGCGUACAACACGUCGCCCGACUCCGGCAUCGGGCACGGCGCGGCGCCGCCGACGCCCGCGCCGGCGCCGGACGCGCGCGCCGCGUCGCCGCCGCCGGCGCAGGCGCAGGCGCAGGCGCACCACUUCAAGAAGCGCUUCUUCCGGCGCGAGCGCUGGGACGCGUGGUCGGGCGCGCCGCCGCCCGCCGCCGUGGACUGGGAGCGGCCGGCGAUGUGACGGCCGCGCACCUAGCGCUGCCUGGAGUGCCGCUUCGUGCACCCGUGCCCGGCACCGGCCCCGUGACUCGUCGGCGCCGCGCCCGAGGUCGGCCGCUCUCGUGCCGGCCGUCACGGUUUUUCUUUUGUUAUUUUUUCGAAUAUAUUAUAAUGUAAUUAUGUAUAUUAUUGAGUUUAUCUUAUGUUUAAGAAUUGUAAUUAUAGUAAUUAUAAGAUUUAUAAGUUUACACGGCCGUUCCAUUCGGGCGCUUUGUAGGUCGACGGCACCUUGACGGAUCGUAUUUCAUGUGUUCAUUUAGGUCCUAGAUUCUGAAAUACGCGGUUCGCUAGUGAUGCGGCGGUCGUUCUUUCGCCGAUCAUUCGAAGAAUGUUUGUUGUUUUAUGAGUUUUAUUUUUAACGUUACGGAUGGCUCAGUCUGAAUAAUGUUAAUCAUUUCUUUGGGGAAUCUUAAGAAAUAGUGUGGUAUCGAUAGCGAGUUGUACAUAUUAUGGACGUAGAUUAAUGUAAGUGAUGUAUGUGAAGGAUCAUUGUGUAGUCUCGUUUGAUGCAUGUAGUACUGACAACUGACUGGCGCCAAAUACUGACUGAAACUGCAUUUGUUGCCUUAGUCGCAUUCGUAAUAUUAUUUAUUACACUGCGACGACGUUAAUUUUUUGUUAAAUCUACAAAGAAAGAAGCAAUAAAUUACGCGAAUUAGGUUUUUGUAUUAACACGAUACGGGUCGACUAGAAAAUUAGUUAUAUGUCAGCGCAAUUAAAAAUAAAACUAGCUUGUAUUAGCUUUUAAAUAGGAUUAUGAAGUACUCUUUCACCCAAAAGUUUCUUAGCACUAGCCUGGGUGGCCUGACAUCAUAACUGUGAUCUUUUAUAUACGAAACUGGGUCAGAAUCUAAACAUGAUUAACUGUAAUAAGCCGGCAGCAACAUUUUAGUACUUUUCAUUGUGUGUGUACGUAUACGGUGUUUUUAACAGCUGAAGUAGCAUUAUAGGGUGCUUUUUUAUUUAUUUUUUCUUACUUAGUAGGAUUAUUACGUACGUCUAAAUUGUAUAGUGCCAAAUGAUCAUGUGGUCUUUUAGAAAAUAUUUAAUUUUUUGUAAGAUAAAAUAUACAUUUUAAAUUGAUUUUGUUAAUUUUGCAUGGUAACGCACAAUUUUACUGGGUUUGAUUUUUUUAAAUGCUGCUCUACAAAUCGUGGCUACAUUGUUUUAACAAUAUUUUAAACUAAUGACAAGCUAUAGCUUCGUUCUUUCACUGGAUCGGGUAAAUACAUCAUUAGAUGCGUUAAAAUGUUAACACAAACAAUCUUCGCUCGCAAUUCCUAGAAUAAUAUUAUACAUUUUAGACACGCCGUUGCCACGGCUAUGAAGCGCGUAAGGACUUUUCACCAUCAAGGAACUACCGUUUUUAUACCCUCAAUGCAAACUAGUCUACACUAGUAAUGAUUUAGAUUUUAGACCGCGAAUCAGACGUAUCAAUUAGACGAAAUGUUCCGAAACCCAUAUUGUUCAAUAGGUAAGGGAAUCCCAGAAGUAAGCGGAUAAACCUAAGUGUUCAUGUCUGCAUAAGUUCAUUAUUUUUUGUAGUUUAUUAAUGUACCUGCCUAAAUGGAUUUUAGUACCAUUGACGUGUGUUUUUCAUAUGGCUGGUACACAUUUUAAUGUUCUUUAUGAGUUAAAGUAUAGAAUUGGGAUAAGUUAUAUUUAACUGAAAUGUAUAUAAAAAGAAAGCUACUCACUGCCAUCAUCGGGUAUUAGGAAAAUAGUUAAUUAUUUAGGAGAAUUAUAAUUUACUAUCUUGUACUUAUUUCUGGGACAACCCCAAAAAUAGAUCGGCUAGCAAAUUUAUUUUAGUGUAGAUGUACAAUGUAUACAACUAUUUUCAUAAAUAAAUAGGAGAUAUGAGCGAUUUGUAGUUGCGGGUUGAUAUAAAAGAUGAAGUCGGUAUAAUGCCAGGCAAUAUUGCACAUAUAAAGCAUACCUGUUCACAAACAGUUCACACUUAUUUUACUUAAUUGAAUCUCCUUGCUGAUAUUAAAACAAAUACAUAUUUUCCUAAUAAAAAUACUUUAUUGACGUUAAUCUUGUCUCCGCGUAAGAACUUAAAAACAAUACAAGUAGGUAAUACGCGUGUUAAAUGUUUAUGAACAGGUCGCGUCCACACUGCUUUUUCGGCUCCGAGUCGUGCACCGAACACAAACACGGCGCCUUGCGGCGGUCGACGUUCGGUGGACGUUCUCACUUUAAGCGCUAGGCCAUGGAUCAAACUAAACGGACAGACACAAUUAAGUAAUUUCGCCCACUUGGACUAAUCCGCCUUCUAGAAUUAAGAGUUCCAUACUGGAAGAGAUGUCUAGCAAGCGAAAUAUUUUGUAAAUCUAAUAUUUUGAUAGAAUUCUGCGAGUUUAUGUAACAAUGGGAUAGGUAGUUUUUGUUAUAACAUUCUUGACAAAACUAACCUUUAUUAUAUAUAUAUGUUAUACCAUUGUGUAGCAUAUUCAUUUCGAAAUUCAGAAGUUGUUUUAUUACUUCAUUGAAUUCAAUUGGAUGUGCACCUUUAAUUUACCUAUUGUUACAGGUAAAAAUUGCCACAACACUGUUGUGUGAUGUUAUGGGUGAUUAUAGUAACAUGUACAUUGGUAAUAAUCAGAGACCAUGAACGAUAUUGGGCUUAGUGAAUGAGAUUUUCAAGAUUUAAUGUUUGUAAUACAGAAACGACUCUUAUAUUACACGCUACAAGUACAGCUGUAAAAUAUUUGGUGAUAAUCUGUUUUUCAGGUGUCGUUUUUGUAUUUUGAGCAUUGGACUGCACUGGUUUGAUUGUGCCUGAAAACUCAUUAAUGCCGCUCCAAACCUCAAAAUUAUGUAUUUGAAGAAUACUUUAGUGUGUUGUAAGUUAGUGUUAUGUCAACAUGUGUUGACCAAUUAUACUCUCAGAGAGUGAUAACAUUAUUCAGGAUUGGCUAAGUUUUAUUUUUUGAUGGGGAAAUGAGCUAUUGUGUGAGGUCAUAGUGUCUAAAAUAGUACAAAUGAGAAGACUUAUUGUGGUAAGGCUCGGACUAUUCAACAUUGCAAAUGCUAGGUUUGAGAUGUAUCCCUGUGUACUAGUUUUAUUUUGUACUAAAAGUUAAAAUAAAUUAAUAAUUAUACUCA